AUGAAUGAGACAGGCAUGGUGUUCAGGAGACUGAGACGAAUCGGCAACCAGGACAAACUGAAGAACGGGAACUUGGAGAGGUCUCAGAAGUGGUUUCCGGAGCUUGAACUGUGGAGAUGGGGUUUUGAGCAGGGACCCCUCUACCCAAUUGGAGGGACAACAAGCUCUCGAUCAGAUGAUGGAAGCUCCCCUCUAAUUUCACUCCUCCAAAGCUUUAACUUUUUUGGCCAGAAUUACUCUCAGAUUUUCGUGAACCACAACGGACAUCUGACCUUUGAUUCACCAUGGUCUAGCUAUUCUCCUCAACAGUUUCCAAUGUAUGGAAGCAGAGACAUCAUUGCUCCAUUCUGGACCGAUUUAGACAACAGAGGCAAUGGUGACAUCUACUAUGUUCAGUACACAAACGGCUCUAUUCUCCAGCAAGUUACGCAGGACAUCAAUGCAUACUUCCCAUCCCUUAACUUUCACGCCAACUGGGUCUUUAUUGCAACAUGGUAUGAGGUUGCCUAUUAUCCAACGACUGGAACACAAACAACCAUUCAGGCAGUAUUGACCACCAAUGGGCAAUACUCAUUUGUGCUGAUGAAUUAUGGGUCCCUAGCAAAUACAUCAAUGUCUAUACAGGCUGGCUACGACACAAUUAAUUCCUCGCAUCACUUCAGCAUCCCUGGAUCAAUGUCUAAUAAUGCAUCUGGAAGCAACUCUGUUUUUAGCCUUGAUAGCAACGUCAACGUAACUGGUCGCUGGGUCUUCCGCUUAGAUCAUGGUUCAAGAGGCUGUAGUUUCAAUGGUUAA
Molecule: messenger RNA, 795 nt
Organism: Fundulus heteroclitus (mummichog)
Lineage: Eukaryota; Metazoa; Chordata; Actinopteri; Cyprinodontiformes; Fundulidae
Product: sushi, nidogen and EGF-like domain-containing protein 1
Exons: 7
Coding region: 1-795 (264 amino acids)
Biological process (GO): cell-matrix adhesion
Source: RefSeq, a predicted model, not a curated record